AUGCUUGAGGCAAAAUCCUUGUUGAAUAUCCUCAAACAGGAAGUCAGAAUCGACUCCAACAAGGCGAAUGAAUUCCUGUCCAGCUCUCGCCCGAGACGCAGCGCCGAUCCUCGCUGGCACAGGCAAAGUCCAGACUUCCAGGCGUAUUACAGAUACUACAGCAGCAUCGGACACACGGAGGGCCUGUACGAGGUCGACAGGAUCCGCAUGCUGUACCAGCAGAUGAGACACCUGGAGCAGGUCUAUGGCCCCAACGCCUCGUACUACCAGAGCAAACUAGGGGUUCCUCACCUGCCUCCGCUUCCCAAAUGUGACCCUGCCAAAGACAAGAGCUGCAAGCCAGCUCCGCCCCCAGCCCCACCCCCAGCUGCAGUCAAAGCCCACGUGACUCCGCCCAUCACUCAGGCUGAUGUUAUCUAUCUGUGCAACAGUAAAGACCCCCAGUGCAAGCCGCACAUCGUGUACAUGCCGAGCGGAGCCGUGCCGGUGCUGUGUGACCCGCGCUAUCACCCCACCUGCAAGCUGGAAGGCCCCACCCCCUCUCCCGCCCCCUCCAAGAAAUACGAUCCGGCCCCGCCCCCUCCACCGGCCCCCAUCGUCUUCAAGGGAAUGGAGUACGACUGCGACCCUUACUGGGACCCUGACUGCCUGAUCGACCGGCCGCCACGGCCCAUGAAGGGUAAAGCCCCCCCGCCGCCGCCCGAGACAGACGAGGACACGCCGGAGCCGCUGGGGGGCGUCAGUAAGAAAUAUCCACAACCGUAUUACGGCCACCUUUAUCCCUACAACUACGGCUCUGAGCUCUACGACCCGCUCCGACACCAGUACCCCGCGGCCGAGACGCCAGACAGCGCAUAGAGCUUCUGAAUUCAUUGUGAUUCAUUAUGAUUGAUGUUAAGAAAGUUGAAUAAAAUAUGGAGUAGUUUUCA
Messenger RNA from Carassius auratus (goldfish), 929 nucleotides. RefSeq names its product leucine-rich repeat extensin-like protein 3. The record is from RefSeq and is a predicted model, not a curated record. The transcript is spliced from 3 exons. Bases 1 to 858 code for a protein of 285 amino acids. NCBI's taxonomy places the organism in Eukaryota, Metazoa, Chordata, Actinopteri, Cypriniformes, Cyprinidae.